AUUUUGGUGCGAGAAGCGGGCAAGUUCAAGAUGGAUAAGGUUUGCCUCUAUGGGGUUUAACAAAGGGUCCGGUGAGGUGGACCGUGUUUUCGGUUUUCUCUUGAUGGAAUAUGGAAAAAGCUAACCCGUUUCCUUCGGAAAGAGUGGAUGCACUCGGGAAAAAUCCAGAAAACAUCAAGACUCUACGCUUCGAGCUUUCCCUUACGGAAAGCGACGAGAAAAAGUGCCCGGAGUUUUCGUUUCUGGACCUUGUAAAGGCCGCUACGGUGGGUAAUACUUUAGUGUACUAAGUCUCCUCUUAACAGCUGAAGCCAUUUUAUCAGCGAGUCACGUCGAUGCAUUGCUGUUUUUGUCGCCGGAGUACAUGAUACUGAUUUUUAAUUCGCGGGAUUUUUUUUCGUUCUUGCGCAGAUCAAUAAUACCCCGGAGAAAACUCCGUGGGACGAUGAGGGAAAAGAAGACGAAAAACUCAAAGCUUUGGCUAAAAAGUUUGAGGAGAAAUAUGUAAGUUUUGCAGCUUGGUGAGGUGAAAAUGUAUUUUUGACUAGUACGUUAGAUUCCUUAGAAACCGCAGUUCUGUGAAGCCGUGCAAAAUGUAAUGCGUGAUGUUAUGUCCUUCUAGUGUUUUGGACCGUAGUCCUGAAACGCGUUGCUUUUUUUUUUUUUUUUUUUUUCAACAGGCCCCUAAACCAAAGAAGCGUAGAAAAGAUCGAGUGGAGGUAAAUCAAAAUUCGUGUCAUCUGCUCAUUGAUGUAGUGUGUUGUUUCGUACGUUUGUGCACUACCGCGAGAGUUACGCUCCUUUGCAAUUUCACUCGUUAGUUCGUGUGUAUUUCAUUUGCGCUGCUACAAAGAUUAAAACGACACUAAUUGCUUGUGACUUUAGAGGGUUUUUUAUUGGGCUAAACCAGUGUGUUAUGAGGGCGUAAUGAUACGACAGUCGUGAACGUAAAAUCAAAAUAAUUCGAGCCACUUGUUUUGAGUAGCGCUUACGCUACUCUACUUAUUUAUUGUCUGUUUGACAUGACCUUGUUUUUGUUCCAAUUGCCUUUUCGAAGAUCUUAAAACGUUUUUGACUUCAGCUCUUUUGUUUAGAGAACAUUGAAAUCCUUAAAAGCAUGAUUUCUUUAUUGUAUUUUCUUGUAUACCAGUUAUAAUGUGCAGUUAAUUUGUGAUAUUAAUACAUCGCGAGAGUUUAGCGUUAUUUACAAAGUUGUUCGCUUCUGUUAAACACGCUACCGGCUAAAAUCGAGAUUGUUGCUUGUGCGUAAAGAUUUUUCCCAUUAAAUCGUGGAUCUUACCUAUAUUGAAUGUAAUGACAAAUUUAAGUCUCAAUAUUUGCAGGUUUUUAUUUUUCCUUUAAUCGAACUCUAAGAUCACAGUUGAUUUCCAUCGAACAGGAAAUAGUGAAGGGUUCCUAAAUUCUGUUUCCGGUUACUUUAUUUAACAAUCUGAUCGAUGGAAUAAGAACCGCGAGAACGUUGAUUCUCUGCUAUAGGUUUCAUUUUCGUUCAUCUUGUUACGAUAUUCAACAAUAUCAACUAUCAACCCUGACUAUUUGGUACCAUUUUUAAAAAUACAUAGUUAUUUAACUUGUGUUGCAAUGCAACUCUCUUCUUUGCAACCACGUACAAGGUGCACAGCUUUUGUGUUCUUAUAAAUUGACUUAAUCAAAGGGUCACUCCGAAACCAGGCCAAAUGUGACUUGCACAGCUUGAGUUGAUUCUAUUUCUGUGUUGUGAAUCAACUGGUAACUCUCAUUGCUACUACCUCUUGAUGUGAUGUAAUUUCAUUGAAGUCAACCUCUUAAUUGUUACUGAUCAUGUCAGUGCUGUCCACAUUGUUAAUUUCCGUGUCAGUUAUUUUAUAUUGGGAGUCUCAGUACCCUUGGUUAGUGUGCUGGUGGUCUCUGUAUUUUGUCAAAUUCUUAGCAGGUCUUCAGGUGUUAGGGAACAACACAUUUCUCAAGUGAUCUCUAGGGAUGUUCUAAUAGCCAGUGCUAGCGGGCAAAGAUUAAGAUUGAUUUCAGAUCAUGACAGUUAUUUCACUGCUUUGACUAAUUAAAGUAGCAGAGGAUUCAGAUGUAGAUAGUGAACAGAAAUGCAUGCUGUCAGUGCUUCUUAAGAGUGCUGCAAUUUACCUCUCUAGACCAAUGGAGACAACUACUUUCAAACUACACCAAUCUUACAAUCUUGCUCUAGAUCUGACACUAAUAAACUCCUACACUGAUUGGAAUGUGUAAUGGGAAACAACAUGACGUUGCAAAUAUUUUUCUAGAGCAUGAUGUUAUUCACACACACCUUUUUCACCUCUUUGGUGGUUCAAGUUAAUUUUUAUGUUUUGGUCUAAUUCUGCCAUGGUAAACAAUUAAAGAAAGGUUUACUUCAAGCAAGGAUCACAGUUUAAAUGACCCCCCCCCCCCUUAAAGACACUUCAAAUAAGCAUGGUAUAGCUGCUUUAAAUAUUAGGGUUGUCAAAAUAUACUGGCAACAGUGGCAUUUCACUGUCUACUCUGAGCUCAAUUUUUCAGCUUGAAAGCAUGGCAUUAAUGGAAAUAAAACUAUGUAGUACUGAUUACCUUGUAUCACAGUCUAGUUACUAAAAAUCUUAAUAAAACAACCCUGAAUGUAUUUGUGCCAGAUCUAGAAUAAAUAAAGAGCCAAUUGUUGCUUUAAUUUACCAGAUCAUUGGAACUCCAGGACCCUGUUAAUGUUCUUCUCAUGAUGUUUUCAUUGUCUUUAUUUUAUAGGAUUUGAUUGAUGUCACUUAUGGUUAUGAUGAGACAGACCCUUUUGUUGAUGAUACUGAGGCUGUGAGUGACUCUUAGAACUUUUGGAUAUUUUGCUUAAAAUGGGAUUGUUACAGUGUGUUGUUACUCUUGCUUAUAAUUAUAAUUCUGAUCUUGUGGUCUGUUUGUUCAAGUGGAAGUAUUCUUGAAAAGAACUAUAUUUAAGAACGGUGACUUAUUUCAUUAAAACUUUAGAAGAAGUUGUUAGUGUUCAUUGAGAAAGAUUUCUUCUCAGGUCAAAGCAUCAGCUUUUGUCAUUGUUAAUAGCACUUUCCAAGACAACUUUCACUCGCAUAGUUAGACUUCAUGAUCAAGUUUUAGCUCUGGACUCAAACGAUUUACUUUCAUCUACAUUUGUCAACCCUUUCUUUACCAGAUCUCCAUUAUUUAGUUCUUCUGAUGUUAGUUCAGAGAAUUUAGUAGUGGGUCUUCUAAUAAUCCUGUAAUUGGCAUUUCUUUAUUCUCAUCACUUGUCCACUUAAUAUUGUACUGACAGUAGAAAGAGAAGUUCUGUUUUGUUUGCUCAUAGGAGUUAAGGGUUGAAAAUUAGUGGAAAUCAGGUGUUGCUAUGACACGGGUCAAGUAUAUGAGUAUGUUACUUGAGGUUCACUUGAUUUUGUACCCUAUAGUCAGUGCACAGCUCUGAAGAAUUAUCAGAUCUACUUUUGAGUAUAUGUACUCCAGGAACUGGUACAUUGUAUAUCACUGUGCUUUUUUCAUCUUUUUUUAAAUAAAGCUUUUAACUACCUACAAGAGUUUGUUGGACAAUAGUGCUGUAGAUAAAGAUCAAGGCUUUUCGGAUGGCACUGAUUAGUUUCUCUAAAUAUGUACAAUCCAUGUGAUUUUACUGUUCUCAGAUUUUUGAAGAGCUGUAGAUUUUUAAUUUGUCUUGUUCAUCGUUUAGUAUGAUGAGCUGCUACCAGCUGAUUGGACAACAGAGCAUGGUGGCUUCUACAUCAACCAGGGUACACUGAACUUCAGACCUGUGUCCCCAGGAGGUGAAAGGUACAUAUCUAGCUGUUAAGUGUGGUGUGUUUGAUGUCAGUCAUAAUGGUCCAAGUUAUGACCAUUUUGACCUUUGUGGCAAGAAGGAAAAAUUUGGCAACAAGAUUUUCAAUAAAAGCCACAGAUUUGUUGACUUGUGUUUGAUGGUACUGCAACAUGAAUACUAAUGUUGUUGUGCUUUGAAUUUCAGUGAUGAUGAGGACUUUAAGAAAGUGAAGAAGGUUAAGCUUAAAUCUCCCAAGGUAGUAAUUUCUAUUACUAAUUACCCCUGUAUGGCUCACAUUUUCAACAUAAUUUGGUGCUACUUUACUGCUGAGCCUUAUAGAGAACUCAAUUAGAAGCUAGGCCAUACACUGGGUUUAUGAUCUGUAAUGUCAAAAGUGAUGGAUGUGAAAGAAAAAGAUGGAAAAUUUUAUGCUUAUUAUUUGAAUUAAAAAAAAAAGGAAAAAAAAAAUUGUGAUUUCAUAGGUGUGGGGGAAAAAAUCUUAUUCCUCCAAGAUGGCACAGACGUUUCUUGUGAUUGAUGGAGAUCCUUUUUUUUUUUUUUUUUUUCAGAAAAUUCCUAAAGUGCCUAAAGUCAAGAAAGUCAAGAUCCCAAGUGAAAAGAAGGAAAGGAAGAAAUCGGACAAAGAAAAGAAGCCACGGAAGAGCUCAAGGUACAUGUACUGUCAGAUGUAAAUAUACUGCCACCUCAAAUUUUUGUGUCAGAAUGGAUUAUUCUUUACUCUGUUUCUUGUAAUUGUUUUAGUUUUACAUUCACAGCCAGACUUUCCUUCCUCUCUGUUAAUGCAGUAUUCUUAGCUUUGAUUGGUUGUAUCUUUUUAUACUUUUGAGGUCUGGUUGAUAUAGUGGUCACUAGUCUUUAUUCCUCUAAAGAACCUCAUCUCUUUGUUGUGCAAUUACCUUUCAAACCAGCGCUAUCACAUAGCACCUUUCACGAACUGAAGUAAGGAAGAGUUAACAGUGAAGUGGGCAUUGAAUUGAUCAAUCCAUAAGUUUAGGAAAGCUACUCUCUUUUUUGGGAAACUUCUUUAGAAUUGUUUUUAGUCAAUGGUUUUGUUUUUCACAGCUGUAAUGGUAUGAUUGCAGUCAGUCUGUUAAUUGUCAUUUUUGUAAUUUGAAUUCUUUUAGUGGCGAGAAGGAAAAAGAGAAGAAACCCAAAAAGAAGCAUAGUAUUGGGAGUACAAACAAUUCAAACAAUUCAUCUUCUUCUUCCACUGCAAAAACUUCUCUGACUUUAACAACUGCCUCUUUGAAUUCUUCUACAACACCUAGUUUGAUUUCACAAGGAACAAAUGGUGCAGUGACAAACCAUUUAUCGCCAGAAAAAUUACCAAAUGCUCCACAAGUCAGCAAUCAUGGAGCUGUUAAAACUGAACCAGGCACUUCUACUUUGGUGAAUGGCAACAGCAAUGUUGCAUUGACAGAAAACACAGGAAGUGCACCACCUGAUAAAGGUGUUAGUUCCUCACCUUCUUCUCUGCUUCAAAAUGGAAUCCAGCCAGCAAUUGCCACCUCAGGAGAGGUGACAGAACCAAAUCUUCCUCAGUGUUUGCCGACAGAUGUUGAAAGUUGCAUCUUGAAAUUAAAGCAAGCAGGUAGUGGCAGUAUGGAAGGGAAAUGCAAGUUUUUCAACUCUGAUGUCAACCAUAUGUUGCUUGAGUAAGUAUACUUUUGUUUGGUACUAAUUGCUCUUUUUAAAUGUUGCUAACCUCCCUUUGAAUGAGAUAUACAGUAUAAUCACCUGGAAAAGUGGGAUGCGUUUACUUGUUAUAAUUGUAACUUUGAGGCUUUACUUCUUUUGCUAUUGUUUUGCUUUGCUAGACUCUUAAAUAACAACAACAGCAGCAGCAGGAAAUUGUUUAAAUAUGUGUAAGCAACGACUAAAAUAUUGUAUGUCACAGGGAAGAUAUGGAAUACUACAAUGUGUAUUGAGUCCUUUAAAUAAUUGUUUUUGCUUUCAUCUCCUCUAUAGACUUGCCACCAAAUCUGUAACUCUCAGCAGUAAAGUUCGAACGGUAAGGAAUGAUCGAAAUCACGUGUGUGCUUAUUUAUACAUGGUUUAUUGAAUCAUUGGUGGAGGGAUAAUGUAGAUUGCAAAUUGACAGUUAACCUGUGUGGUAAUGUUGAAUACAUAGGUAUGUCCUCUGAAAAAAGUUAAUUCAACACUUGGGCCAGGUGGUGUCCACUUUGGAAGCAGCUGGGAGUAUUGCUUCACUAGUUUACAUAUUGCAUCCCCUUUCCCCUUCUGUGACAUUUCCUUGUUACUCAUCUAUACUGGAGAGAGGCUCUGUGAGAGUGAACUGUCUUGCGCAAGAAAACAAUACAAUUACCUGGCCAGGUUUAGCCUACAGUGCAGGUGUCUUAUUAGGGCAAGCUAAUGUUAAGAAUCUGGCGAUCAUCUAUUCAACUGGCCAUGUUUGAUUUGGAGAUAGAGGCAGUUGUGGGGAGAGGGGGAGGGGGAGGGGGAGGGGAAGGGCAAAAGAGUGGCAGACCUUUUGAAUAGGAGUCCAGUUUGUCUCCCAUUCUGUACUUUGUAAGGGAUUAAUUUUGUCAACUUAAAGAAGAACUAAUUUGAAAAUUUCACUUCAAUUGCAGGGAAUUUAUGAAUUUUUAGCUUUCUAUCUGCCAUGUACAAAGGAAACUUUGGUAAAGAGAGCAAAGAACCUUCUGCUUAAUGAUCAGGUAAUGCAGUGUGAGUCGGUGCCACUUUUCCAUUUACAUUGUAUUGGUAGUCAAAUUAUUUAUUGGUUAGGAGGUUGUUUCAAAAGUCUAGACUGUUAUUGACUAGUGAACCAUAAUUCUCUGUUUUGUUCAGGCUGGGCGAUUGAGGGAGCCAAUGGCAAAACUCAAAGCAGGUAGGCCAUAAAAUUUAUCUCUUAAACAUUACAUGCCACCAUUGGUAGUUUUCUGAGGUAGAAAUGUAAAAUGCUCACCAAGUUGCUGGGUUUAUUGAUGGCAAUGUAGUGAUUAGAAGAGUUGUUUGAAGCAUGGGACAUGUUUGUGUUUGCAAUUGCUUCAGAAGUGUAGAUAUAUGUAAUGACUGCAAGAUUUUUGGAAUGAAAAAAGUUUUUAUUGAUACCUUUCUGAUCUGGUCUUCUCAGCUGUGGAUCGUGUCAUACCAGAACAAACUAAGAGAUUUGAAGAAGAAGUAAAAAAACAUGUGGAGGAAGAAAGUAAAAAACAAAGGUAAGUUAAAUGUACCUGGCUUGCCACUGAAGGAAAAUGCUCUCAAGUUUUUUCUGACUUGUGAUUCUUCUCCAUGGCCAGUCAGUCCUUUCUGGGUGAAGUUUUAGUAUAAUCUGUUUUUCUCUUAUCUUUCCCUUAGCAGUGCCAAACAAGAUGGAGAGAAUUCAGAAGAUCACAAGGUAGAGAGAUAUAUUAAGAGAGGUGGUAAAUUUGGAGCUUAGUUCUUGAAUGAAGAAAGAUGUUUUAAGAACAUUUGAUCUGCUACAAGUUGUGUUGGUGGAAGGGAAAAAAAAGGUCCCAUGAGAGGGGGCUUGGGCUUUUUCCUCUCUUCUGUGACAAGCACAAAUCAUCUUUCGUGGGUAUAAUGAUAAUUGUUAGUGGUACUGUCUUUCAAGAUCUUACCUCCUUCCUUUAGUUGAUGGAGAAUAAGCUUGAAUGAAAUUUUUCUUUUGGGUUCACACUAAAAAUUUAUCAUUUUAUUUAAGAUAUCAAAUGGCCAUACUGUAGCUCUGUUGAGAAGAAAGGGUAGCAAGAAUAUUUUAAUUAUUUCAUUUAAGAGUAUGUAAAAAAGCAACUUUAUGAACUUGAUGACAACCUUGAAAUAUUGCUCUGGAUUUUGAUCAGAACAUCUACUAAUCCUUAGUAUUGUGACAUCUUUUAUUGCAGAAGGAACUUUUCAAAUCUGCUAUGGAGCUAGUUGAAGAUACAGAGAAAAAUGAUGAAAUCACCACUCCUACAGAUCCUAAUGUAGGUUUAACUAUUUGUAAAUCACUUUCCACUUUUGCUAGUACCCGAGUUCUUGAAAAUUUUAUUCCCCAUGUUUAUGAACUGGUGUAAAUUUAGGCUGAAUUUCCAUUUUGGGAACAAAAUUAAAUUCAUGAAAAUUAAUUUUUGUUACCCUAGUGAUCCAACAGGCAAGACUGAUGAUAGUUUAGCUGUGAAGAAUUGAAUUUUUUUUCCCUUUGAUUGAAGGCACCUGCCCAGCCAGAGGACAAAGCAAAGAAGAACGUUCCAAAGCGCAAAUUUAUUUGGACAGAAGAAUUAAGGUAUAUAUGAAGUCAUGCAAUUUACUACUACACAUAAUUUUCAUUUGUUGCACAAUGAUAAAUGCUUUGCUGAGAAUAGUUAUCUUGUUCCUUUUGACAUUGAUUUUGUCAGUGGACUCUUAGUACAUAGGAAUUUUGAUCUGUUAACUUAAAACUUUCUCUCAAUCAGGACUCUUCUAUGUGAUGUUGUUCAAAUGAAAAUCAAAAUUUUUGAAAUGUCAAAGACUAGAACUCAAUCUGCUGAGGAACAGUUGAAGGUAACAUAUGCACAUUAUUUGAUUGUAUGCAGAUUCUUUGCUAGUUAACCCUUUACUCACCAAGACAGAAUUUCUCCUUACAAUUUCAAUACCAUAUCAAGCAAACAAGUGAUGAGAGUAAAGAAAAAUAUCAACUAGGGGAUUACAAGUUGAUCCAAUAUCAAAUUCUCCAAUCUAACAUCACAAGAACUGUAUCACAGACAGUAAAGAGAAUUACUAAUGAGAUCUUGGGAAUUGAAGGGUUAAAUAAGUAAUAUUUUUCUGAGCUUUACAAAGGGGGGGGGAGAAAACUAUGUGCAUUGAGCAAACUUUCUGUAUGUAUUCUAUGUCAGACCAUUGAGUAAAAGUUUUUUUAUAAUUCUAGGAUUAUGUCGUUAUCUUGUAUUUUGGCUUCGAAAAACAUCUACGACCUUACUAAGGGUUACAUUAGUUGCAUGUCCAUUGUUAAGAUGCAUAAAAGUUCCAAGUUUUCUCUUUUUUUAAAUUUCCACCAGGUUAUGGAUUUUUUGUUCUUAUAAUAUGAAAUUUUCUUAUAGCUAUUCUUUGAAAAUGAUGUACGGCCACUGUGGCCAAAGGGCUGGAUGACAAGCAGGUUGGCACUUGAUCCAUACUUGCUGAAUUAAUACAUAAAUUUUGUUGAUCUAGGCCCAGUUGAUCAAAGGGUAUAUAUUGCUUUUCAAUGGAUAAAUCCCUAUUCAGCAGACAAAUGUCCACAGCAAAGCAUUUGCUUCCCAAGGCAUAGAAUUUAUGGGGUGUAUAGCAUUCUCCACCCUUGUAACAACUGGGGCUUGAUAAGAGAUCAUUCUUCUAGGUGCUUCAACAAUCAUCAUUUACUGUAACGUAACUAAGGUCCAGUUCAGAAGUUGUGCUUCUGCUGUGCCGAACUUUAUUGAAAUUAGGUUCAACUAUAGCACAGCGGAAGCACGACUCUAAUUCAGAUGUUGGGUUAAUGUUGUGCAAAAUUUAGCUUUUACUGAAGCACCCUAGGAGCAUAUUCCAUAAAGGAGAAUUAUUUUCCUGACUCUUCUGUGUUGACACAGUCCUGCUGAUAUAAUGUUUGAAUUUUGUUUGGCACAGCAGGGGUAUGAUGUCUGAAUCACUGCCGUGCCAGAGUUGUGUAGCAUGUCAGAGCUUGUUGAACUUAAUUGCUUUGCCGAACUUAAUAAGAAAGUUUGAUUUCGUCAAACUUAAUUCUUGAAUUAAGUUCAGCAAAGCAGAAGCAUGACAUCUGAACUGGGCCUAAUGCUUUUUUCUGCAAGAUUAGAAUAUUACAUCUUAUUACAUCUUAUUUUCUUCUAUGUUUGUUUCUCUCAGAAUUCUCCUCAAAGAAAGCAAGCAGGCACAUUUCAAGUACACCCAUCCUCCGUAAGAGAAACGUUUUUAUUCAUAAGGCAUUUAUUGAUUACAAUGAAUUGAAAUAAUUAUGAUGUUCAAACUUAAUGUUUUUAUUUCUCCUUUCAGAGCUAAAGCCCCUAAGAAAGGUAAGAUUUGUCAUAAGGUAUUUCAAGUGCAAUUUUUAUGUGGUUAAACUAGAACCAAAAUAUUACUAAAGCCAGUGAGAACUGAAACAAAAAAUUCAAUGAAAAUUCUUGGAGCAUAUGAGAAUUAGAGCAAUAAAGUUGUAAUUUGUCCUUUUUGCUUUUGUUUUCUGAUUGUUUGGUUUGGGAGAAAAUGUCAAAGCUGAUCAAAGAGUGUGAAGAAGCAAAACUAGUGCAGUCCCAGUUUACUUUCAACUCUCAAUUGGAUUAUUUUGAAAUGAAAGGUAUUUUUAACUCUUCUCUGACUCCCUGUCAAAACGUCUAUAUUGUUUAGUAUAGGGUACUUUUACCAGUAUUUGUUUUCCUCUCGAGUAAAACUUGGACAGGCUUUUGACCUUGAUUACAUUCCUCUCCAUAGCUCCUGGCCCCAAGAAACAAGGAGACUCUCCAGAUGCUCACCAGAGUGUUAGUCUCCCCAGUCAAACCAGUCAGGUCAGUAUAUAUUAUCAUUGACUUCCUCACUCAUGGCAGUGAAAUCAAACCUUAAAUCGAGUCUGUGGACUUACAUCUACCGGUAAUCUUGGAAUCAGAGGCAGAAGUACUUAGAACAUGGAAUAAAAUGAAUUUACAAGCUGAUUGUGUAUUGAUUUUUUUCUGACUAUUGUAUUGAGAUGUACUGUUGUGUCUUGUAGAAUUCUGGCAGCACUGAUGUUAAGGGCAUGCCAAGUGUUGCUUCCUCAGUAGUGGGCAUUGGAAGUCCUCCUGCGAUCACAUCACCAGCACGUGCACCAUCUCUGACUGCAACCACAGCAGCAACGGCUUUGUCAGUUUUGAAGAAUCUUGCACAGUCAGACCGGAUAAUCACUGAUAUGGCAGCCCCUACGUCUGUGUUAACGGUGCAAAAACCUGUUGUUACUACUGCUAGUGUGACAAAAAUGGAAAGCACUGCUGUGAGCAGAUCAGGACCUGAACAGAAAACCCAAGUUGCACUAGCAGUUGCAGGAUUAAAUCUUCCACUGAAGGAGUCUGCCAUAAAAUUGCCAUCAUCAUCAGACAGCCUUCAGUCAAAGCCUGCUCUCACUAUAUUAGACUUUGCAGAUAUGAUUCAUCCAGAGGGACAAGCAGUUACAACAAAACCUCUCCAACCUCCACAGACAAUACCUCCAAAGCAACAGUCAGGUUCAUUCCUAAGCAAAACCCCUGCAUCACCUAAGGAGAAGCCUCGAGAUCAACCCUUAACUCAUUUGCCUAGUUCUGUAGUCACAUCAACAAUUUCAGUCCCAGUUCAGUCUUCCACAAUUUCACCUGCACGCACUCAAAUUGCCAUGUCUUCCCCACCAAAGAUUAUUCGCUCCUCACCUGCUGUUGUUCAGAGUUCCAGUGUAAGUCAGUCAGGAUUAAUUGCGUCAACUGUUGGUGGCCUUGCUGCUCAAGGUUUGCCUAACAACUUUAUUGACCUGGCAUCAUCACUGAGGCAGCAACAAACCCCAGUCUCCUUGGCCACAUCAAGUCCAACAAUUUUGGAUGCUGUUUCUACAAGAAGGUAAGUAGCUGUGACUGAUUGUGCAUUUGUUGGUGCAGUGUUAUGAAAUCGUCCCCUUCAAUUUUUGUCAAGUAUUACCAUUUUAGAUACAAGUGGGAAUUUGGAGUGAAUCAGUGGCCUGUGAAUGAUGGUAACAGUUACUGUGCUAGAGAGGCCUGUGCCACUGACCUAGCUACUUCAUUGGGUUGUGUUCUUGGGCAAUACACUAAACCCUUUAACUCCCAAGAUCUAAUUGCUAAUUCUCCCCCCUAGCUGUUACAUAUUUCCUUGUAAAUUAAUUACAAGAAUCUGGUGUUAGAUCAGGAUAACAACUUCUUCCUGAUAAGUUUGAGAAUUCUCAUUUCUUGUCUGCUGAAUAAUGAAAAGGUUGUUAAAAGGAGAUGUUACAUGUUAAUCACUUCUGGGAUUGAAAGGGUUAACUCUCACAUUGCUAUCUCCACCAAGGAGUACAAAGGGUUACUGGAGAACUGUAUGUGAAAGCCAAUGGAAAGCUUGGGUAGGGGUAACCUUGCAAUAGACUGGCAUCCCAGUCAGAGGAAGUAGCAAUACUCUUAGUGACUUUGUGUUCCAGAAUGCAUGAUAAGCUAUGACUGGGUGAGCCAACUAGCUCCAGCCCAGGCACUUUUAUUGUGCAGACAGGCUACCUUGUUUUGUCAUUUGGCAAAAUACUUACUCCAAUAUUGCCUUUCCACCCAGGAGUUCAAAUCUAUAGCAGCAAAUUUUCAGAGAAACUUAAAAAGUUUCUGGAAGGGAGGGAAGGGCAUGGAAGGAAGAGGAGUGACAGGGUUACCUGUGACGGAAUAGUAUCAUGUUUAGAACAGUUAGCAGUGUACCAGGACAGUUCAUGUAAUGGAAAUCAGGAUGAGCUCUGUCCAGCAGUUACCCUAAACCUUUAUUUCAAUGGUUAUUUUAAUUGGCAAUUUUUUUCCAUCAUGUUUACAGACCAGAUCUCAAGAGCUGCCAGGCAGUCCAUCCAGGUUUUAACCCAGGUCUGUCAACUCAACCCAUCGCAACCAUUCCUUCACAAGUGCUCCUUCAACCUCAGCCUCCCAACCUCACCUUGUUCAAUGCUGCAGCUGCCAAUCUCCAAGGCAAGGGCACCACACCUCUAACCCACAUUGGAUUUGUGGCACCCAAUCUGCAGUCAGCCAUGCUGAACCACUUGUCACGACAGUCGCAGGAACAAUCUGGCCUGUCUCUGCAACAGAAUCACUUCAAUCAAGGUACUGUUACUUCCUAAAUGUCUUAUUGCAGAUAGUAGAAGUGGUGCCUUUGACUGAUGUUUUAAUUCUCUAACUCUAAAGAUCUGACUGUCAAUUCUCCCUUCUUGUUGCUGCAAAUUUUCUUUUAAAUUUGUUGCAAGGAAUUUGUUGUAUGAUCAAGAUAACAACUUCUACCUGAUAAGAGAAUGAGUAUUCUCAUUAAUUGUUUUUGUUUAGAUAUUACUGGGAGAAGUUACAUGUUAAUAUAACUUCUGGAGGGUUAAGUGUUUAGAAGAGGUUUUUCAUCCAUCAUUUCUGGGACAUGAAAGGAAUAGUAUGGUUUGGAAACAGUAUACUUUUUUAUUUAACCCCAUCAGUAAAAGGGAUAAUUAAAGAUUUCAUACUUACCGAGUGAUCAAGUGGUGGGAUCAUUGUAAUUGAAUUUUGUAAAGAUUAAUUAAGGAAGUGACAAGUUUGCACAGAAACAGUGCUGUUACGUCAAUAAUAUGAAGUUGAAAAAGGGAAAUUAACUGCUAAAGAUAAUUUAGAUGAAGAUCUAAAAUCAUUUACCUAUUGGUUUAAAUUUCCACAGUUCUUUUGGGGAUGACCCCAACAACCAAUCAGAACUUGCCUGCUUUACAGCUUUCCCAUGGUGCCUUGGUACCCAAUCAGCCCAUCUAUCAAGGUAUUUUGCAUCACUUUGUGGGAUAUCCAUGAAUUUUUCCUUUUCCUCUCAUUCCCAAGAGGAAACACUUGCCUGUUUUACUGAUGUUACAGUCAAAUCAUGAUUAUAAGGACCUUGCUAUCAUUAGGAUCUUUAAAUUAAUUGAACUCUCUUCUGUGGUCCCACUCUUUUAUGAAUAUUAACUAACAGCAUUCACGGUGGCAGUUUGAAACAAAUUGAUUAAUGUCUGCUUGUUAGGUGGAUGUAAAGCAUUGUCGAUGAGCCUUAACAGUCUUUUGUGAACACUUUUGACAAUGUUUACUAGUUAUGCACAAUGAUUUGAGAAUUUGCUCUAAUGCUUGCAUGAUAUUGAUACAUAUUCUCUUCUAAGUUAUUCAGUUUUAAUUUUUGACUCAUUUAUAUUUAUAUUUUUAAUGAUUUGGACUCUCAAUUAUCAAACUAUUCACCCCAGUCACCACAAGUCCAGAUAAUCAAGGUUCGAGACCAUAAAUGCUUAGUUCAAUUAAAUCACUUUCUUUUGUUUCUUAACUAAGUUUAAAGAUUACAAUUUUGUACAUGAAAUAUUAAUAAUUCAAAGGAAAUGAUGACAGCAAAAUUGAAUCAAGUUUGAGUUUAAUUUGAUUGUUUUAAAUCUAAAAAUUUUAGUUUUGUGUGUGAUAAGUGAUAUGUGUAGGAGUCACAGAAAGUCUGAAAACUUUGUUUCCAAGACUCCAUACACACUGCACAUUUCCUUCACAGCUGUUUUUUGGGGUGUGGCCACAUUACAUGACAUCUCAAAGAAUGGGGCAGCGAGGGAGAAAAACACACAACUGAAGAACUUCAGAAUUCUCCUCUUCCAUCAGAGUCUAAAAUUUGUUUCGUACACCUUUUUAAAAAGAAUUAACUGACUUUCUUUUUUCUUUUAGAUCCAAAUCAAUCUUCCUCAAGUGGAACUCACUCAUCACCAUUCUUGCCUCGCUUCAGCUAAUUUGUAAUAUUAACAGAUGCACAGAAUUCCUUGUACAGAUUUUUCACAUUUCUACCUAUUUUAUACAUGAAUGCAAUGGCAUUGUGACUAUCAUAGAUAAAAAGGGACUUUUUCCAGAAAUAUAAGUAUAUUGUAAUAAUGAUAAUAUUGGUGUCAUUAAUGGUCGAGUAGGAUUAAUAGGUUUGCAUUUAUUACAACUGCCAAAUUCCUAUCUGAUUCAUUUCUUAUCUUUCCUAAAGCAUCUGUACAUGUAAUCAAGCUAGUUUAUUGCGAGAUUGGCUAAAAUAAUUACUUAAAGCAAAAUAAUGUCUUCAUAUUUAAUACUUUUUUUGCCAAUGCAUCACGCAAUGUUAAAUUUUACUGUUAGGCAGAUUUGUAAAUGGAUAAUGAGAUAGUUUUCACUUUUCUUCCAUAUUGUUGUACAUUAAAAACACCCCAAUGGCAAAUGUAGCAUAAUUGUGCAGAAAAAAAUGCAAGGAAUAGCUUAAACUAUCACCUGAAAUUGAGGGUUACCGUUGUCAUUCAUGAAAUAAUAUGAAUUUAGACAUACAGCACACGUUCAUGAAGCAAUUCAAUAUCAGGUUGAAGCCAGCCAUAAAAGCGUAGAAGUCAUAGUAAAUAUAAUCAUUAUCUUAGAUAGUUAUUGAAUAUGCUUCAAUAUAAUGUUGAUCAAUGAAAGAAAUAGUUGGUCCAAUUUGAACACACUUGCAGCAUGACUCUUAGACUGUGGCACUUUAGGUUUUGUUUAAGAAAAAAAAAUUAUUUCUCUAAUAUACUACCUGAAGCAAGAAAACAUUUGUGGGAGUUCUAUUCUGUGGGUGGGCAGGUUUUAUCUUUAUUAGGGAAAGAUUUGCAGUUUUAGGUGACUGAAACUUCUGCCAGAAGGUAAUUUUUGUGAUUUUCUGUUAAAGAAGCAGACGUUAACAAAUCAAAUAAGAAGGGAAGAACACUGUCAAACUUUAUUUCAUGGUAAGACAUUUCAUUUUGCACUCCCCCCCCCCUCUCCUCCCCAAGUUUUCUUGCAACAUUGUAUAAACUUCUCAGAUUCUAUUUUUUCUUUAGACCAUAAUUAAGUUUACUGGAAAUAGUGUUAUACACUAUUUGGAUCUACUCAAAAUCAGACACUUAUUGAUCAUCCGAUGUGAAGGUACCAUCUUUGCUCCUUGGUAUCAAUAUUGAAAAUAACUUAUUUUUCCAAACAUUUAUUAAAAAUUCACUAUGGGGAUAAACAUUUAUAGCUUCAUUGCUGACUAGUGUAAUUUUUUCCCAGCUUUUGAAUACACAUAGCAAUUAGGGAAAAAAGCAAGAAAAAUAAAUU
Pocillopora meandrina is the source of this 15477-nucleotide messenger RNA. The record is from the annotation of a GenBank genome assembly. NCBI's taxonomy places the organism in Eukaryota, Metazoa, Cnidaria, Anthozoa, Scleractinia, Pocilloporidae.